Erpetoichthys calabaricus (reedfish) is the source of this 2159-nucleotide messenger RNA. RefSeq names its product cytoplasmic dynein 1 intermediate chain 2. Gene Ontology annotation, molecular function: dynein light chain binding; dynein heavy chain binding. Gene Ontology annotation, cellular component: cytoplasmic dynein complex. The record is from RefSeq and is a predicted model, not a curated record. NCBI's taxonomy places the organism in Eukaryota, Metazoa, Chordata, Cladistia, Polypteriformes, Polypteridae. Gene Ontology annotation, biological process: transport along microtubule. Bases 168 to 2105 code for a protein of 645 amino acids. The transcript has 17 exons.
AUUACGUCAUCGCCUCGACGUGCAGUUUGUCCCUUCCCGACAUCCGUAGCCAAGCAUCUCCAUCUUUGUGUAUUCCACUGUGGAAGUAUCUAUUUAUCAGUAACUACUGGAUUACAGGAAUAACUACAAAAAGGAAGAACUCGUAGUGAAAUCUCAGGUCACUGAUCAUGUCGGACAAAAGCGAACUAAAGGCAGAAUUAGAACGCAAGAAGCAGCGGCUUGCACAAAUAAGGGAGGAGAAGAAAAGAAAAGAGGAAGAAAGAAAAAAGAAAGAAGCUGACCAAAAGAAAGAAGCCCCUCCACUUCAAGAUGAUUCCGACUUGGAGAAGAAGCGGCGUGAGGCGGAGGCACUGCUACAGAGUAUGGGCAUCACACCUGAUGCACCCGUUGCACCGCCACUCCGAGUAGUAACAGCGGAUACCUGUCUGUUUCACUAUUUAGUCCCUCCACCCAUGUCUCCAUCUUCCAAGUCUGUGAGCACGCCAAGUGAGACAGGGAGCCAAGAUUCUGGUGAUGGCGCCAUUGGAGCUAGGACUCUGCAUUGGGAUGCUGAUCCAUCAGUUCUUCAGCUUCAUUCUGAUUCUGACUUGGGACGGGGCCCAAUUAAGCUGGGAAUGGCCAAGAUUACACAUGUAGAUUUCCCCCCUCGUGAAGUUGUGUCAUAUUCUAAGGAAACCCAGACUCCUGUGAUGGCACAGCCAAAAGAAGAAGAGGACGAGGAGGAGGAGAUUACACCAUCUAAACCUGCAAUUAUAUCUGAGGAAGCAAAGGUCAUUCAGAAGGAGGAGGAAGAAGUUCCCCCUCAUGAACUGACUGAAGAAGAAAAACUACAAAUCCUGCACACAGAGGAGUUUUUGUGUUUCUUUGAUCACAGCACCCGCAUCAUCGAGCGGGCCCUCUCUGAGGGCGUGGAUGUCUUCUUUGACUAUAGUGGGAGAGACUUGGAGGAGAAAGAAGGGGAGAUCCAGGCAGGGGCCAAAUUGUCCUUAAACAGACAAUUUAUGGAUGAACGUUGGUCAAAGCAUCGCGUUGUUACUUGCUUGGAUUGGUCUCCUCAGUAUCCUGAACUGCUUGUUGCUUCAUACAACAACAACGAGGAUGCCCCCCACGAGCCAGAUGGUGUAGCCCUUGUGUGGAACAUGAAAUACAAGAAAACCACACCAGAGUAUGUCUUUCAUUGCCAGUCUGCAGUUAUGUCAGCUGCCUUUGCAAAAUUUCAUCCUAAUCUCGUUGUUGGUGGCACAUAUUCUGGUCAAAUAGUUCUGUGGGAUAACCGUAGCAAUAAAAGGACUCCAGUGCAAAGGACACCCCUCUCUGCCGCUGCUCACACGCAUCCUGUUUACUGCGUUAACGUUGUCGGAACACAGAAUGCACACAACUUGAUCAGCAUCUCUACUGAUGGGAAAAUGUGCUCCUGGAGUUUAGACAUGCUCUCCCAGCCACAGGACAGUAUGGAGCUCGUCCACAAGCAGUCCAAGGCAGUGGCUGUCACCUGCAUGUCCUUCCCUCUGGGAGACGUGAAUAACUUUGUGGUUGGAAGUGAAGAGGGCUCUGUGUACACUGCCUGCCGCCAUGGAAGCAAAGCUGGAAUCAGUGAGAUGUUUGAGGGUCAUCAGGGACCAAUUACUGGGAUUCACUGCCAUACUGCUGCAGGGCCAGUUGACUUCUCUCAUCUUUUUGUAACGUCUUCCUUUGACUGGACAGUGAAACUGUGGACAACCAAGAAUAACAAGCCGCUGUACUCAUUUGAGGACAACUCAGACUAUGUUUAUGAUGUCAUGUGGUCUCCCAGCCACCCUGCCGUGUUUGCCUGUGUUGAUGGAGUCGGCCGGCUUGACCUGUGGAAUCUCAACAGCGACACUGAGGUUCCCACAGCCAGUAUAAUGGUGGAGGGCAAUCCUGCUCUGAAUCGCGUUCGAUGGGCUCAUUCUGGAAGAGAAAUUGCUGUUGGUGAUUCAGAUGGGCAGAUCCUCAUCUACGAUGUCGGAGAGCAAAUUGCAGUUCCACGCAGUGACGAGUGGUCUCGUUUCGCCCGAACGCUGGCGGAAAUCAAUGCCAACAGAGCCGAUGCAGAAGAGGAAGCAGCAGCUCGCUUGUCAGCCUGAUGACCGAGGACAGAUUUUGUUAAAACUUUAAAAAAAAACAAAAAAAAAACAAAA